AUGGGGGCCGCGGGCGCCCCUUCACGCCGCAGGCCGGCGGGGCGGCGACCCUGGCACCUGCCGGCCGGCAGCUUCCCGUUCCUGCUGCUCCUGCUGCUCCUGUGCAUCCAGCUCGGCGGCGGACAGAAGAAGAAGGAGAAUCUGUUAGCCGAAAAAGUAGAACAGUUGAUGGAAUGGAGUGCCAGGCGCUCAAUCUUCCGACUGAAUGGCGACAAAUUCCGAAAGUUUAUAAAGACGCCACCUCGAAACUACUCUAUGAUUGUUAUGUUCACGGCUCUUCAGCCUCAGCGGCAGUGUUCUGUGUGCAGGCAAGCGAAUGAAGAAUAUCAAAUCCUGGCUAACUCCUGGCGCUAUUCAUCUGCUUUCUGUAACAAACUCUUCUUCAGUAUGGUGGACUAUGAUGAGGGGACAGAUGUUUUUCAACAGCUCAACAUGAACUCUGCUCCUACAUUCAUGCAUUUCCCUCCAAAAGGCAGACCCAAGAGAGCUGAUACUUUUGACCUUCAAAGAAUUGGAUUUGCAGCUGAACAGCUCGCAAAGUGGAUUGCUGACAGAACGGAUGUUCAUAUUCGAGUCUUCAGACCACCCAACUACUCUGGCACCAUUGCGCUGGCCCUGUUAGUGUCGCUUGUGGGUGGUCUGCUCUAUUUAAGAAGGAACAAUUUGGAGUUCAUCUAUAACAAGACCGGUUGGGCCAUGGUGUCUCUGUGUAUAGUCUUCGCUAUGACUUCUGGUCAGAUGUGGAAUCAUAUCCGUGGACCUCCCUAUGCUCACAAGAACCCACACAACGGACAAGUGAGCUACAUCCAUGGAAGCAGCCAGGCCCAGUUCGUGGCCGAAUCCCACAUUAUUCUGGUACUGAAUGCUGCUAUCACCAUGGGGAUGGUUCUUCUAAAUGAAGCGGCAACAUCCAAAGGAGAUGUUGGAAAAAGACGAAUCAUCUGCCUGGUGGGCCUGGGCCUGGUGGUCUUCUUCUUCAGCUUUCUGCUCUCCAUAUUCCGUUCCAAGUACCACGGCUAUCCUUACAGCUUUUUAAUUAAAUGA
Molecule: messenger RNA, 1044 nt
Organism: Pipistrellus nathusii (Nathusius's pipistrelle)
Lineage: Eukaryota; Metazoa; Chordata; Mammalia; Chiroptera; Vespertilionidae
Source: the annotation of a GenBank genome assembly